AUGAGGCGGUCUGAAGGAUACGCUAGCCCUGGUUCAACUGGCCGGGCUGCCGGGAAGGAGAUAAAAUACAAGGGAGCGCGCCGCCGGCGGUGGGGGAAGUGGGUGUCGGAGAUUCGGAUCCCGGGAAGCCGAAAGCGUCUCUGGCUGGGGUCCUACUCCACCCCUCAGGCCGCCGCAGCCGCCUAUGACACCGCCAUGUUCCUCCUACGUGGACCGUCCUCGUCGAGCAGUCUCAAUUUCCCUGAUCACGUCCCCUUCUCUGGUUGGGUUGUCAUGUCGCCGGAGUCGAUACAAAGAGCGGCGUCGGACUCCGGCAAAGCGGUUGAUGCUCAGCUGAUUUCAAUGGAGGCCGCCGGGGAGCACGGUGGCUUGAGUUACGGAAAGUGA
This is a messenger RNA of Phoenix dactylifera (date palm), 387 nucleotides long. Its product is annotated as Integrase-type DNA-binding superfamily protein. Gene Ontology annotation, molecular function: DNA binding; DNA-binding transcription factor activity. Lineage: Eukaryota; Viridiplantae; Streptophyta; Magnoliopsida; Arecales; Arecaceae. The record is from RefSeq and is a predicted model, not a curated record. Gene Ontology annotation, biological process: regulation of DNA-templated transcription.